Molecule: messenger RNA, 1532 nt
Organism: Abrus precatorius (Indian licorice)
Lineage: Eukaryota; Viridiplantae; Streptophyta; Magnoliopsida; Fabales; Fabaceae
Product: (S)-2-hydroxy-acid oxidase GLO1
Exons: 12
Coding region: 251-1366 (371 amino acids)
Cellular component (GO): peroxisome
Molecular function (GO): oxidoreductase activity; FMN binding
Source: RefSeq, a predicted model, not a curated record
CAAAAGCUCAUCCACUUGAAAAUUCCAAAUCUCUUUCACUUGCACAUAUACACGUUAUAACAAGUUUUGAGGCCCAUCUCACUUUGUCUCUAUUCUACCACGUAUUUAUCAACUCUUGCUACUCUUCAUUUCUUUCUGUUUCUAUUCCUCACUAGGAGCUCCUCUCCACUGGUUCCUCUGCAUGCACAUAAUUGCAUAGUUUUAGAAACCAAGAAUUGCUGAAGGCUAGAAUCAAGAAGAAGCUUUGAAAAUGGAGAUAACCAAUGUCACUGAGUAUGAGGCUAUUGCAAAGCAGAAAUUGCCAAAGAUGGUGUUUGACUACUACGCAUCUGGUGCAGAGGACCAGUGGACUCUGCAAGAAAACAGAAAUGCCUUUUCCAGAAUUUUGUUUCGGCCACGGAUUCUCAUUGAUGUGAGCAAGAUAGACAUGGCAACCACUGUCCUGGGCUUCAAAAUAUCCAUGCCAAUCAUGAUUGCCCCAACAGCCAUGCAGAAAAUGGCUCAUCCCGAGGGAGAAUAUGCAACAGCAAGAGCUGCAUCUGCAGCGGGAACAAUCAUGACUUUGUCCUCAUGGGCUACUUCAAGUGUUGAAGAGGUGGCUUCAACAGGACCAGGCAUUCGCUUUUUCCAGCUAUAUGUGUACAAGGACAGGCAUGUUGUUGCUCAGCUUGUGAGAAGAGCUGAAAGGGCUGGAUUCAAAGCUAUUGCCCUUACUGUUGAUACCCCAAGACUUGGACGCAGAGAAGCUGAUAUUAAGAACAGAUUCACACUGCCACCAUUUUUGACAUUGAAGAACUUUGAAGGAUUGGACCUUGGAAAGAUGGACAAAGCUGAUGACUCUGGACUUGCUUCAUAUGUAGCUGGUCAAAUUGAUCGUACUCUAAGCUGGAAGGAUGUGAAGUGGCUUCAGUCAAUCACCAAGAUGCCAAUUCUGGUGAAGGGUGUACUGACUGCUGAGGAUGCAAGGAUAGCAGUACAAGUUGGUGCAGCUGGAAUUAUAGUGUCCAAUCAUGGAGCUCGACAACUUGAUUAUGUGCCAGCCACUAUAUCAGCCUUAGAAGAGGUUGUGAAAGCUGCUGAAGGUCGUAUUCCUGUAUUUUUGGAUGGUGGUGUACGCCGUGGAACUGAUGUCUUCAAGGCAUUGGCACUAGGUGCCUCUGGCAUAUUUAUUGGACGCCCUGUGGUGUAUUCCUUGGCUGCUGAAGGAGAAACUGGUGUAAGAAAAGUGCUGCAAAUGCUACGUGAUGAGUUUGAACUAACCAUGGCCUUAAGUGGUUGCCGCUCACUCAAGGAAAUUACUCGUGAUCACAUUGUCACUGAUUGGGACCACCCUCGCACUCACCCACGUGCAUUGCCAAGAUUAUGAGUAUAAUGUGGUGCACAACGCUUCUAUAUAUGUUUCAUGAACAUCUUCUCAUCCCUUCUUUUCCUUUUUGGGUGAACUCAUUUAAGCUUAUAUUUGGAAAACUGCAUGCUUUCUUUGUAAGCAUUAUAUGAUGAUGAUACUUGUGUGGCUACUACUGCUGCUGCAU